AUGCAUGAUGAUGUAUACGUUCGCCUCACUGAGCAGCGAGAUAAGGUUGAAAAGAAUCUCACUAGUCAACUGGAUGACCUCAGGAAGGAGAAUGAUCGCCUCACUGAGCAGCGAGAUGAUGUUGAAAAGAAUCUCACUAGUCAACUGGAUGACCUCAAGAAGGAGAAUGAUCGCCUCACUGAGCAGCGAGAUGAGGUUGAAAAGAAUCUCACUAGUCAACUGGAUGACCUCAAGAAGGAGAAUGAUGACCUCAGGACGGAGAAUGAUGACCUCAGGAAGGAGAAUGAUGAUGUUGAAAAGAAUCUCACUAGUCUACUGGUUCGCCUCACUAAGCAGCGAGAUGAUGUUGAAAAGAAUCUCACUAGUCAACUGGAUUAUGUUGAAAAGAAUCUCACUAGUCUACUGGAUGACCUCAGGAAGGAGAAGGAUGACCUCAAGAAGGAGAGGGAUUAUGUUGAAAAGAAUCUCACUAGUCAACUGGAUGAUGUUGAAAAGAAUCUCACUAGUCGACUGGAGGAGGUUGAAAAGAAUCUCACUAGUCAACUGGUUCGCCUCACUGAGCAGCGAGAUGAGGUUGAAAAGAAUCUCACUAGUCAACUGGAUGACCUCAGGAAGGAGAGGGAUGAGGUUGAAAAGAAUCUCACUAGUCAACUGGAUGACCUCAGGAAGGAGAGGGUGGAUGUGACACUAGACCCUGAUUCUGCAUCUCCCUAGAUCAUCCUCUCUGAGGACAGGAAACAAGUGAGACAUGGACACACGACUGCACCUCCACUGAGAAACUGGAUCCAUUCUUCAGCCCUGGUGGUUCAGAUAGUGUCUCACUGGUCAUCUGUCCCGUAGAUGUCACUGAUUGACUGUUUGUGAAAUGCUUCUUAUUCUGCCAAUGUGCUGUAAAUAUAUGGAAUGAAAAGUAUUUAAAAAAAAUAAAAAUAACAAACAAA
Messenger RNA from Coregonus clupeaformis (lake whitefish), 941 nucleotides. Its product is annotated as protein Hook homolog 3-like. The coding region runs from base 1 to 714 and encodes 237 amino acids. The transcript is spliced from 27 exons. NCBI's taxonomy places the organism in Eukaryota, Metazoa, Chordata, Actinopteri, Salmoniformes, Salmonidae. The record is from RefSeq and is a predicted model, not a curated record.